GCGCAUGUCAUGCUUCGACGAUGACACCUCGCAAAAACAAAGAGAUUUUUCGCAUUUUUUCUGAUUUUUAAAAUCUGUGAUUAUAACAAAUGAGUGUCAUAUUUAUUAUUUAAUCAAUAUUAAUAAAAUCGUGGUUCGAUCGAUUCAAAUUUUGUACAACGGUUAAUACAGCUCGUAAAGUUGACAGCUCCGAACAAGUUUAACAACUGGAAUUACCCCAAUUGAGAAUGAACGGAACACUAAACUACACUGCACUUAAUGUCACGGAAAAAUUUCGGAAUGAGAGCCAUGACGUAUCCCCGAACCACCACAUUCACGGCUACGAGAAUAUUAUCGACAACAUAUGGGUCCAGACCGUUUUCUGCAUCAUAUACACUAUUAUUUUCGUGUUAGGUCUACUCGGCAAUGUGCUGGUUUGCUUCGUUGUGAUACGAAACCGUGCCAUGCAAACUGUUACAAAUCUGUUUAUAACUAAUCUAGCUCUCUCUGAUAUACUACUUUGUCUAUUCGCUGUCCCUUUCACUCCACUAUAUUCGUUCCGUGGUUCCUGGAGUUGGGGAUCGCUACUAUGCCACAUGAUGCCUUCUGCACAGGGUUGCAGCGUAUACAUAUCGACUCUUACUCUUAUGUCUAUAGCUAUUGAUAGGUUUUUUGUAAUCAUAUAUCCUUUUCGGCCGAGAAUGAAGAUUGAGACUUGUAUUACAGUUAUAGUUAUGAUAUGGACUUUUUCAGUGACCGUUACACUACCGUACGCGAUUUAUAUGACUUAUUACGAUUUAGAUAUAGGAAGAUUCUGUGAAGAGUCGUGGCCGUCCGAGGAUCUGAGACGUAUAUUUGGUUCAGCGACCUCUGUUCUCCAAUUUGUCUUGCCAUUCACAGUGAUUGCGUUCUGUUACACAUGCGUCAGUUUCAAAUUGAACGACAGAGCGAAAGCGAAAGCGGCGAGCAAAAAUACGAGAAAAGAGGAAUUCGAUAAGAAUAGAAAACGAAGAACCAAUCAGAUGCUUAUCGCAAUGGUUACCAUUUUCGGUUUAUCUUGGCUCCCUUUGAACAUCACAAAUCUAUAUAACGAUUAUUAUAUAUACGCCAUACAUUCGAGAUUUUAUUUUCUCAUAUUCUUCGUGUGUCAUGUUAUAGCGAUGUCGUCUACGUGUUACAACCCGUUUAUCUACGCGUGGAUGAACGAGAAUUUUAGAAAAGAGUUCAAACAAUUGAUACCGUGCAUAGAUACAUCGGCGCAACUGCGAGCUGGUAUUCCUUUGCAGCAAUUAGGGGCGUGCCAAUCAGAGAAAACCUUUAACGGGAACACGACAACAGACAGCUUUUUGGGUUCGAGCUCGCAAAGAGGCACUUCAUUUAGACAUAAAAGGAAACCAAGUGCCGCGGCGGAUGUUGAAAAGAGCGGAGUCGAGUUGAAUGAGGACCUUUUGACGGUUGAUGUGAAACAUUGCCAUAUUUCAACCAGUUACAAUUUGAGACGCGAGUCGGUGAAAUUGCGUCUCAUUAACGAAGAGUCAUUUGACGGAACACCGACACAGAGUCAAUUCUAACGCUUGAUUGCCCGGGCGCGCUUUUGGAAACGUUCCCAGGUUUGAAUAACAAGAAGAGUUAUUUUUAGAAUACUUUUAUAAAGAAACUCCCAAUACGCUUAUGAAUAGAUAUUAUAGAUUCUUAAUGAAAAUGUAAGGUAAUCUGCGCCUAAGCGGAAGAUUUAGUCGAGACUUAGCGCGGACAUAGUUUGUAUACGUUUUUGACAUAGGAGAGUCGUACUUAGCGCUCAGUCGACUCUAAAUCUUUCCCUAAGACGUAUUUACAAUUAAAUAUUUUCUUCUGCCCUGCGACUCUGUAACUCACUUUUCGAACUCACA
This is a messenger RNA of Pieris napi, 1868 nucleotides long. RefSeq names its product prolactin-releasing peptide receptor-like (gene NGR-A7). Gene Ontology annotation, molecular function: neuropeptide Y receptor activity; neuropeptide binding. Gene Ontology annotation, biological process: G protein-coupled receptor signaling pathway. The transcript has 3 exons. NCBI's taxonomy places the organism in Eukaryota, Metazoa, Arthropoda, Insecta, Lepidoptera, Pieridae. The record is from RefSeq and is a predicted model, not a curated record. Gene Ontology annotation, cellular component: neuron projection; plasma membrane. The coding region runs from base 228 to 1550 and encodes 440 amino acids.